Molecule: messenger RNA, 963 nt
Organism: Rotaria sordida
Lineage: Eukaryota; Metazoa; Rotifera; Eurotatoria; Philodinida; Philodinidae
Source: the annotation of a GenBank genome assembly
AUGACGUCAAAAGGUACUUUUCUUAUACAAAUUGCGUCUGUACCCGGCAAUCAAGUUGGUCAACGACGAUUUGAACAAUGUCGUUAUUUACAUGAUUUACUUGUAAAUACAUUAAUCGAUCAAAAUGAAGAAAAAGAUCGAAAAGCACAAAUAAAAGUAUUAUCUAAAUUAGUUCCUCAACAUAAAAUUGUUCUUCGAUCAGGAUUUUCACAAACAACUCAAUGGGGUCUAGAACCAAAUAUGUUUAUUGAAAUUCAUGGUGAUGAACAUCAAGCACGUAUAAUUAGUGCACUUUUUGGUAAAGCAUUUUGUCAAGAUGGUAUAGGUAUUGGUGGUGGUGGUGGUAGUGGAGUUGAAGGACAAAAGCAUUCUGUAUUAAUUGUUAAUAAAAAUUGGACUAAUGAAAAUGAACGAUUAAAUUUUGUUUCAAUGAUUCUUCAACAUUAUCCAUUACUUUCAGCUCAACUUGAUAUUAAUGGACAACUUGCAUUUCAUGAUUAUUCUAUGCAAUCAUUAUAUUCAUUUAAUGAUAUUAUAAAAUUAAUUAAUAAUAAUAAUAAUAAUAAUAAUAAACUUAAUCGUGAAAAAUAUUUUAUUGAAGAACGACAAAUGAAAAGUGAACUUGUUGAUCAAACUGAAUAUGAAAAUUUAUUAAUGUUACUUGAAUCAUCACAUAUGCGUCAUACAUUUAAUAUAUUACGACAAGCACAUGUCCGUCUUUUUUCUGGUUAUGCAUGUGCUUCAUUAACAUUACCAUCAAUAUCAUUAAAACGUCGACAAAAACGAUAUGAACAAAAACGAGAUAAAUAUGAUAAAAAAAAAAUUCUUUCAUAUUCACCUUCUCAUUUAUGUUCAUUAAUUUUUAUUUCUCAUCAACCAUGUAUGUGUCUUACAGACACCAAUUGCUUUUGUCAUUAUACGCUUGCUUUUACUACAUAUAUUCCUUCGUCGUCACAUUUGUAA